Messenger RNA from Peromyscus californicus insignis, 4299 nucleotides. RefSeq names its product zinc finger protein 569 (gene Znf569). Bases 671 to 2719 code for a protein of 682 amino acids. Gene Ontology annotation, biological process: regulation of transcription by RNA polymerase II. The transcript has 6 exons. The record is from RefSeq and is a predicted model, not a curated record. Gene Ontology annotation, cellular component: nucleus. Gene Ontology annotation, molecular function: RNA polymerase II transcription regulatory region sequence-specific DNA binding; DNA-binding transcription factor activity, RNA polymerase II-specific. NCBI's taxonomy places the organism in Eukaryota, Metazoa, Chordata, Mammalia, Rodentia, Cricetidae.
GGGAAUGGGGGCUUUUGUCUAAAUGCCAGACCUUGAGAAAAGGGCUGCCUUGAGGGACCAGACACAAUGGAACUAAAUAAACUCAGCCGUGCCUUUUGCUUAGACCAGACUCUUUAACCCUGAGAUUAUCAUAAGAAGCCAGGGCUGCUUUUCAUUUGGGUGAGCGCAAGUCUCCGGCCGCGAAGGCCUCUGGGAAAUGUAGUCCGGAGCAAGACAGCGGCGGACCCAUUCGGAUUCUUCUCACUUGCAAGCUGCGGAACCAGGGCUGUAAAUGCCAGGCCGCAGGGAAGCUGCUGUUCCAAACCCGUCUAGGCCCCGUCCAGGCCUAAGCCGGUCCCCCUGCUGGAGCGCCGCGCCCUCACCUGGGCACUCUCCCAGCUCGAUCAUGGAAGGCCAGACCCGCCCGGCCUGCCGCGGGGCCCUCUGGGAAGUGCUACCCUGCGUCUAACGGACCCAGCUUUCAUUUCCAGAGUUCUUCCUCUGCUGAGAAUCCUUUUAUAAACUGAAUAUUUAUUGAAUGUUGGAUACAUAUCAGUCACAGUUUUUUGGUGCUUGGGAUACAGCAGUGAACAAAAGAACCAACCCCUCAGCUAUCAUGAUACUUCUAUUGCCGUGGGCCCGAUAAUAAACUCAGCCUGCUCCUGCCGCCCCUCCCCAAACAGAAGAGGAAAUGACUGAGUCUGAGGGAACAGUGACAUUCAAAGAUGUGGCUAUUGAUUUCACCCCAGAAGAGUGGAAGCAAUUGGAUCCUACUCAGAGGAACCUAUAUCGGAAUGUGAUGUUAGAAAAUUAUAACAACUUAAUCACAGUGGGCUCUCCAGUCACCAAACCUGAUGUGAUUUUCAAGUUGGAACAAGAGGAAGAGCCAUGUGUAGUGGAGAAAGAAGUAUUAAAGAGACACUAUCCAGGAGACAUUUGGGCAAUUGAUGAGCAUCAGAAAACCCAGAACAAACUCUUGAGACAAGAUUUCAAGGAAACAGUGACUGAUGAAGCCAAUGAAUGUCCUAAGAAAUUUGCAAAUACAUUUCCUCCAAAUGCAGAUUCCAUUCCUUCCAGACACAAUCUCUAUGAACACGAGUGGUUUGGAAAGUCUUUAGAAGAUAAUCUUGAUGAUCAUAAUGAUGUUAAAAGCCCAAUGACAGAAGAACAUUUUGAAUAUGAUGAUGCUAUGAAAUCAUUUAAUAAUAGCUCGCCCUAUUUUGUAGUGACCCCCUUUAAAUGUAACCAUUGUGGAAAAGGCUUUAGUCAAACCUUGGACCUUAUUAGGCACCUGAGAAUUCAUACUGGUGGGAAACUCUAUGAAUGCCACCAGUGUGGAAAAGGAUUUAGCCUCAAGGAAAAACUUAUUAAUCAUCAUAAACUUCAUAGUAGGGAACAGUGUUAUGAGUGUAAUGAAUGUGGGAAAACUUUCAUUAAAAUGUCAAAUCUCAUUAGACAUCAAAGAAUUCAUACUGGAGAGAAACCGUAUGCAUGCAUGGAAUGUGGGAAGUCCUUCAGCCAGAAAUCUAAUCUGAUUGAUCAUGAAAAAAUUCAUACUGGUGAGAAACCUUAUGAAUGUAAUGAAUGUGGAAAAUCCUUCAGCCAGAAACAAAGCCUCAUUGCACAUCAAAAAGUUCACACUGGGGAGAAGCCUUAUGCAUGCAAUGAAUGUGGGAAAGCCUUCCCUCGAAUUGCAUCCCUUGCUCUUCAUAUGAGAAGUCACACAGGAGAAAAACCUUAUAAAUGUGAUAAAUGUGGAAAAGCCUUCUCUCAGUUUUCCAUGCUUAUUAUACACGUAAGAAUCCAUACAGGUGAGAAACCCUACGAAUGCAAUGAGUGUGGAAAAGCCUUCUCUCAAAGCUCAGCACUAACUGUACAUAUUAGAAGUCACACAGGUGAAAAACCCUAUGAAUGUAAGGAAUGUAGAAAAUCCUUCAGCCAUAAGAAAAACUUCAUUACACAUCAGAAAAUUCACACUAGAGAGAAACCUUAUGGAUGCAAUGAAUGUGGGAAAGCUUUCAUUCAGAUGUCAAAUCUUGUUAGGCACCAGAGAAUUCAUACAGGAGAAAAACCUUAUAUAUGUAAGGAAUGUGGCAAAGCUUUUAGCCAGAAAUCAAAUCUCAUUGCUCAUGAAAAAAUUCAUUCUGGAGAGAAACCCUAUGAGUGUAAUGAGUGUGGUAAAGCCUUCAGCCAGAAACAAAACUUUAUUACACACCAGAAAGUUCAUACUGGAGAGAAACCUUAUGAUUGUAAUAAAUGUGGUAAAGCCUUUUCUCAGAUUGCAUCCCUUACUCUUCACUUGAGAAGUCACACAGGAGAAAAGCCUUAUGAAUGUGAUAAAUGUGGGAAAGCUUUCUCUCAGUGCUCACUACUUAAUUUACAUAUGAGAAGUCAUACAGGUGAGAAGCCUUAUGUAUGUAAUGAAUGUGGGAAAGCCUUCUCUCAGAGAACUUCCCUGAUUGUGCAUAUGAGAGGCCACACUGGUGAGAAACCCUAUGAGUGUAAUAAGUGUGGAAAAGCCUUUUCCCAGAGCUCGUCCCUUACCAUCCACAUCCGGGGUCACACGGGUGAGAAACCCUUCGACUGCAGCAAAUGUGGAAAAGCCUUCUCUCAGAUCUCAUCUCUUACUCUUCAUAUGCGGAAACACACAGGGGAAAAGCCCUACAACUGUAUUGAGUGUGGCAAAGCUUUCAGCCAAAAGUCACACCUUGUUAGACACCAGAGAAUCCACACUCACUAGAAACUCCGUGAACAUUGUGAAUGUGGGGACUGCCGACCAAUGAAAUAACCACCUCAUGGUACACACUACAUGAUCCGUUCUAGAGCAGAAAACUGUGAAUAUAGGAAAGCCUUGUGAAGAACCCAUGCAUUUAUUAGAGAAUUCUCAGUGAGAUGACUAAUCAUAUGAGAAACUGUGAACAAACCAGUUGAUAGCUAAUCAGUAUUCUCAUUCAAAUCUGACAGACAAUAUCUGCUGAGUAUCAGUAUACUUGAGCUCCUUGCCAAUAUAUGAAGCAAGGUAAGAAGAUUGGAAAAAACAGAAAAGUAACCUUUUAUAGGCAGUAUGAGACUAUGAAAAAGUAGGUUUUGUAUGAUAAUGCAUAAAUAAGAAAAUCUAAGAUAAUUAGGUGACAUGUCUACAAUUACAAAACUUGCUGAUGGUUACAAAAGAACACUUGAAAAAUAAAGUUAGAAAAUUAUAAAAAAAAUACAAGUACUCUUCCAAUUUUCUACCUUUGCUAUACCUCCACUCAAAAUUUAUACAUCAGUUGUAAAGAAAUUCAUGAACUGAUUUCAGAGUAAUAUAGCAAGGCAAAGGACCACAAAUGGGAACAAAAAAAUUUUUUUGACAAAACUAGGGAAGGUGAUCACUACUAGAUAUCAUUACAUUAUUUGAAGUUUUUUCUCAUUUAAAUUCUUUUGAGCGAAUAAAGAAACUAUUGGAAACAAAUUGAAGAUUAACAUAGAAAUUCAAGACCUGGCCAAUUUGUGUAUGGUUAAUGCUACUGAAAUCAUUGGAGUCAGUCUAGCCUAUUCAAUAUGUGUGAAAUUCAUAUGACCCAAACACGUUAUUUCUCAACCAUACAUAUAUGGAAUCCAUCAGGCUGAUGAGAUGGUUCAACUGAUAGGGUGCUUGCUGCCAAGCCUGGUACCUGACUUUGAUCCUCAGAAUCCACAUGGUGGAAGGAGAGAGCGCUGACGCCCACAGUUGUCCUCUGACCUCUAAAGGCACACCAUGGCAUACAUGUCCACACACACACACACACACACACACACACACACACACACACACACAAAAUAAUCCAAAUAGAAAAGGUAAAAUUCUAAAACUACGAUGGAAAUAAAGUAGAAUAUGUUGCUUUAGAAUAAGAGUAUUUAAAAAGAACCCAUAAACAUGGAAUAGUCUAUUUUAUUCUAGUAUAUUAGACUCAGAAGCACCCUUGUAUGUGUGCAAGCAGAUAUCUAUCAGUAUGUUCCUGGAAUCAUGGUUUGUUUUGCUCUAAAUUGUAUGUAACAUGUCCAUCAACAUAGAUCAAUAUGUUUAUUUCUAUGAUAGGAUACUAUACUGUAAAAUAUACAAAAUUCACAUGUAGUUACAUGGAUAGAUCACAAUAUUUUGAGAGGAAAAAGCAAAAUACACAAUGAGACAUGGUAUAAUAUUUGUAACUUAAUAAACCAGUUCAAAGAACAGUAUUGGCUAUUACUCAUGGGUCCGUUUAUGAUAUUAACUGCCUUUGAGGAUGUAGAAGGGUUCAUGGGAGUUGUUACAUUGAUCUGUAAUACUUCUUUAAUAAAAGGAUGAAAGCAAAUAUUACAGUG